AUGUUUAUUAAAGAGGCUUAUGAGAGAAGACAGAAAUAAGGAGAAGGAGAGUUACAAAUUCUGUCCACUGAAUAAAAGAUUCAUAUGAUAGGAAGCAUCAAGAAUAAUAAAGUAAAUUAUGAUAAGGAUGAACAAUUUUUUAGUAAAGAAGAUAUUCCAUAGAAAGCAAUGCAAACUAAAUAAUACAUCUAAACUUUUGUUGACCCUGAUAUUUUGGGCUUAAGGAAGAAACUAUGGAAUUGUAGUGUCUCAGUUCCCAAAAACCCAUUAUCAGAAGAGACUCAUGAGAGGAAGUUGGUCAAAAUCAAAUUAGGUUUACUUGACCAUCCUAUCCCUAAGGAGAAACCAAACAAAAUAUAUGAAGGCACAGAAACUAGAGACAAUUAUUAGCUUGCAAAAAAAGGAUAAAAUAAAUGGAACAUUAGUACAGAGACAAGUUCACUUGAGUUUCAAAAAUAUCUCAUGAAUCAAACUAAGAGAGCUAAAUCCCACUGCAAAACUAAAGAAAAGGAAAUUAUUAAGAAUUACCUUAAGCCCAUAGAACAUUAAACACAAUUACAAUAAAAUCUAAGAUCAUAGAAAGUAAAUGAAAAAGAGUUCAGAGCAAAUAUCAGGUAAGAAUACUUAGUCAAGAAUCCUGCUGCUUCACAAUAAGCAACUGAUGCUGCGGUUUUUAGAUUGGCUUAUGAAGCACAUUUAAGCAAGAAUUAAGAACAAAUUCAGGAUAAGAACUUUACAUUCAGGCCAGAUAUGAGUAAGACACUCAAACACGAAUUGGAAUUUAAAUAAUAUCAUAACGGAGUGUGGUAGAAAAUGAGUGAUGGAAAUGAAGGUUGGUCAUGUUGUAUGAAUUACACAUUUGAUUCUCCAGGAUGUAUCAAAGUUAAAUUAGAUAAGAAUAGAUGGGAUUACUCCUCAUUUACACACUGA
Molecule: messenger RNA, 930 nt
Organism: Paramecium tetraurelia
Lineage: Eukaryota; Ciliophora; Oligohymenophorea; Peniculida; Parameciidae
Exons: 3
Source: RefSeq, a predicted model, not a curated record